Lingula anatina is the source of this 1592-nucleotide messenger RNA. RefSeq lists its product as uncharacterized. The record is from RefSeq and is a predicted model, not a curated record. Lineage: Eukaryota; Metazoa; Brachiopoda; Lingulata; Lingulida; Lingulidae.
CUAUUUUUACCCCGAAAAUGGCGGUUAACACAAUUAUUUUGGAAUUUCUGCUUGCCGUCACAUCACCUGACCUCCAUAGAUGGCUACACUCUGUAAUUAUCUCUUAAGAAAUUAUUACAAAAAACCAAACUUUUUAGAAAAAAAAAUAUGGACUAAUUAUGAAUUAUGUGGGAAUGGAUUCCUUUACCAUAUUGGUAAGCAUGGGGAAAUUGUUCUUUACCCCAGGAAAAUUCAUAUUUUGGCCAAAAUGAACAGUUGUUAUCCCUUUAAACUUUGAAGGUACAUGUACCCACUACACCUUCACCUCCCUCAUUGUGUCAUGAGUGAAACCAGGCAAAUUAACAAAUUUUCUACACACUAUUUUCCUGUAAAUUAAAUUUAACCAUUUAUUUAUCAGAUAACAUGUUCCACCAGAAUGUCAUACUCCUCAGAAUUUGAUAGUAUAUCUGAGACUGAUCAGGGAUCACUUGAGGAGCAUUCGGGCAGUGAGUCAACUGUGAAGGAGAGUCCUAGUACAAGUAUCUCCCUGCCUAGUGGUGAUGGUACCCUGUCCACUGAGGAAUCCAUUCAGACUGUGAUAGAAACUCCUGUUACUCCUCACCAAACUAGACAGUCAGUUGCCAGUAGACCAUAUGGGACACCUUUCACAGAUUCACCCGCUGCCAAUUACCAGGAUGAAACUUUUGAAACUCUCUCUCCCACCUACAGCAGUGGAAAGUAUACCAGCUCGUUUGAGUCGCCUGGGGCUGGUUUUCAGACUCCUGAUGUCCUGGAUCUAUCUGGCAAAGAAGCCAGACAAGACUUUUUAGUGAGAAAAUUGGAACUCCUUCAGAUGAAACCCAGAAAAGACAAAGGCAGUUCGUCUAAGCAGAAAGAUGUGGGAUUAGGCAGGUCGGGAAGGUCCUUUAUAAACAAGAAAGUGAAGCUUCUAAAACAGUAUACAAAAGAAGGACAGACAAAAGCAGGACAGACACCUGGUACUUGUGCUACUUCAGAAAAGUUGGAAUUCAGAGAUGAGAAUCCAGGAGCAGCUGGUGACAUAACAGUUCCAUUUGGUUCUGCCUUGCAGAGACUGAAGAUGGACAAUUUUAUGCAUGAUUUGAAGCAGGCUUCCUCAGCUGAAAUUCAUGAUGUUAACACAUGUCAGGCAUGUCUGAAACAUAAUGAAGAAGCUUCGAGGAUCGAAUUUUUAAAACAAAAACUGUCCAUUGUUCACAAUAAAGCAGUACAAGAAAAACUAGAGGAGCAUUUGUAUUUGAGGGAUCCUCUGACCCUGAUAGGCAAUAUUAUGAAAGACCUUCCCACAUUACAAGAUAACCCAGAAGAUAUAUGGGCCAGACUUAACGAGCCAUUUGCAGAGCAGAAGGAAAACACCUGAAGACUUUAUCCAGUCUAGUUACAGCUUCUUGGCAUAAUCAUUACUGUCUUUAUAUGAUACUGAUAUUAUUUAUGUUUUGGUUAUCCACUGUGAAGGCAGAAGAAAAACGUUUUCAAUCUUACUUUUUUGUAAGGUGCCAGUGCUUACAGGUUGUGAUCCUCAAGUUACCUCUUCAUCCAAUGAACACGAAAAUUACUCUCGGCUGUGGCAUUUU